Cyphellophora attinorum is the source of this 1935-nucleotide messenger RNA. Its product is annotated as Protein STB5. Lineage: Eukaryota; Fungi; Ascomycota; Eurotiomycetes; Chaetothyriales; Cyphellophoraceae. The record is from RefSeq and is a predicted model, not a curated record. The transcript has 2 exons. Gene Ontology annotation, molecular function: zinc ion binding; sequence-specific DNA binding; DNA-binding transcription factor activity, RNA polymerase II-specific. Gene Ontology annotation, biological process: DNA-templated transcription; positive regulation of transcription by RNA polymerase II. Bases 1 to 1935 code for a protein of 644 amino acids.
AUGCCACAGACGGAAGAAGAAGUGCGAUCGAACCUUGCCAUCCUAUAUGUUCAUCGGCUGGAGGAAAGACUGCGAGCUCUGGAGAAUUCCAUCAUAGAUGGCGAUCAAAAUGCUCGGCACAGCAGAGAGGCACCUGACGACACAUACGCUGAUGAUAUGCUUGACGAUCUUCCGGACAUUGGUCUUCAGACAGGAAACCCAUCCGAUAGAGAGAACCAGGAGACCGCUGGUGAUGGAAGACCCAUGCUUGAUCACAAUGUGCAGUCAGCCCAAGUUCCAGACGUGGUCCUUACGAAUCCCAUACAAAGCCCCACGUUCGCCGACGAAUUACGCACGUUGUCACUGGCCGCUGCAGCUGAGCGACAUCUUGGGUCAACAUCAGGCCUAUCCUUCGCGAAGCUCACUCAGACGGUGCUGCGGCGUUUGACUCCAGACAAAGCAGACUUUGUGUUCAUCAACCACCAACGAAAUAUUGCAGGGGCAUCCCUCUUUGACCUAGAAUCGCCCUCAGAUUCAUUGGGUGGAUCAGUAUUCCAAAAUCUGAGCGAUUCCGUCUCUUCUCACCCAGUCUUGUUCGGCGAUUUGUAUCUGGCAGACCUGACCGUGUCCGACAGUGCUGAGUUGAGAAGUCUUGCAUGGCCAAGCGAUGAGGCCCAUGUUCAGCGACUGGUGAAUUUCUAUUUUGCGCAUUCACACACGCUCUAUCCGUUUCUUUCAAGAUCUGAGAUCACCAAGACGCUCGAAAGAGUCCGCAACAGUCCUCACGAGCUUGACAGUGAGCCAGCUGUGGAAGUCUUCCGACUGUGGAUGGUACUUGCCAUCGGAUCGACAGGCUAUUCGUCGAUCACGCUCACGGAAGAAUCUGAAUCGCGAUUGUAUUACAGCAAGGCACUACAGUAUUCCGAGUCAGCUCUGGGUACUGACGAUUUUUCGGCCCUGGAGGUGAUCAUGUUACAAGUCUCGUAUUCCUUUUUUAACCAACUAGGACCUAACACCUGGUUCCUUGUCGGAACAGCAGCUCGUCUGGCUUUGGGAAUGGGAUUGCAUACGGCCUCGACGUAUGGUGCGCUGUCCAAAGAUGAGUCUGAAAGGAGAAAGCGAGUCUUCUUUUGCAUCUACAUGAUGGACCGUGUCGUAUCUGUUGCGCUAGGUCGACCGUUCGCGAUAAAUGACGAUGAUAUUGACAUCGAGGACUUCUCGCCUGCAGGACACGACGAUCAGAGUACCUUCGGAGAUCAGUACAUGCCUGACCUUGGCCAGCCGUCGCCUCUGGCAGUGCCACUGCACAUCCUCGCCCUACGCCGAAUUGCCAGUAAGAUCUCCAGAAAUGUCUACACUGCCCGCGCUAGCGCUGGCAAGAGCGACGAAGAGAGGGAAGCUAUCCUAGCAUCGUUACACCAGGAAUUGCUCUCUUGGCGUCGCAACACACCAUUCCCACUCCCAAACUUUGGGGUCGGCGUUCCACACCUAACGACCACCUGGUACGACUUCAAUUUCUACUCGCAUCUGGCAAUGAUUUAUCGCCCAUCACCGCUGUGCCCCAGGUCGGACGUCAGACGCAUCAAGAUCCUCGAGACCGCAGCUUCGAUGUCCAUCCGGCAGGCGUACAGUAUGCACCAGCAACGGUCGCUUGCGUACAACUGGCUCAACUUUUUGGCCUUGUUCACCUCUACCAUAUCACUCGUCUACGCUGUCACUGCACAGCCGGAAGAGCUUGUCGUUGUGCUCCGGCAGACCAGGGCGAUUGACGAUCUCGACCUCGUAUUACAGUUGUUUGAUACUUUCGGACAGAAGUUCCUGGCAGCCACCAAGAUUAGCAACAUGAUCCAGGAGAUCUCCAGAACGUAUAAGAGCAUCCUUGCAAGACACGAUCAAAGCGCUGCAACCGGUCUACCAGAACUAUUCGAGCCAGCUCAGGCUUUUGGCACCACUUGA